Molecule: messenger RNA, 2481 nt
Organism: Suillus bovinus
Lineage: Eukaryota; Fungi; Basidiomycota; Agaricomycetes; Boletales; Suillaceae
Exons: 6
Coding region: 1-2481 (826 amino acids)
Biological process (GO): ubiquitin-dependent endocytosis
Cellular component (GO): cytosol; plasma membrane; cytoplasm
Molecular function (GO): ubiquitin protein ligase binding; protein-macromolecule adaptor activity
Source: RefSeq, a predicted model, not a curated record
AUGGUUCAGAAUGGCAGCCAGCACGAGAAAAACACGCUCUGCAUCAGGCUGACCGAAUCCGUCGUCUUCCUCCGCACUUCUGAUCCGACUGGUCGAGACCGCAACCAGAACAAUGAAGCGCCUGCGAUGGUUCGCGGAUUACUCACCCUGAACAUCGUGAAACCCACUCGCAUCUCCAGCAUCGAGAGCGAACUGCAGGGGAAAGCUACUACUUCGUCUUUUGAAGGGGUUGGUGCACGCCGCAUAGAGGUGACAGAGCAGCAUAAAGUGUUUUCUGCAUCUAUCGUCUUCUUCAAAGCGGCAUCUUCGCCGUCUGCCCGACGUACUGCUUCAGUUGGCCCCGGUCUUCCAGACCCUGACUACGACCACGAUCAUGCCCAUGAAGUUCAUCACCCCGAAGAAAAUAGUUCCGUUUCUUCUCCACAACACGGGCCUUAUCCCAACGGCUUUCCAAGUCCAACAUUCUACACCAGGAGCGCUAGUAUGGAUCCGCGUCAACCACCUUCCUCGAUAAGUGGGCGUUCUUUCAGUGACAACACUAUUAUGCAACAUGACAUUCAUGUACCUCAGCACCAAGACACUAUCCAUCUUCCUCCUACUCCCCCUUAUAGCCCACCCUUCAACUGUCCUUCGUUUAUUGCAGAUCAUUGUCCCUCGCCCUCCGAGUCACAUUCGCACUCGGGCUCAAUUUCUCAUUCUCCUAAUCACCCCAAACCAGAAGACAGUCCAGCACAGACGCUUGAAGACCUUCGACGAGCGCUCAUGAAUAACAUAGAGGCAGGCCAACCGAGUCUAGGCCAUCGUAGCUCAUUCCAUGCGCCCACUGUUGGUUCUUCUGCGUCAAGCAUAUACUCACACCGCGAUAUCACCCUCUCCCGUCGACCAAGUAUCGAAGACAUCUCUGAAAACGAGCAGUUGUCUGCACAGUCAUCCCGAUUCAGUUCCCGCACGCGUACAUCUCCUGCAGAGACGCAAAAUCCAGUGCAGAGUCCAAGCGUCGUCUCAAAUACUGCAGCACACGAGGAUCGUGGGAGAAAACACGCCCGGUUUUCGUUUCACACUGUUGCCAAUGUGAUCGACACAAUGGUUGAGCGUGUGAGGUCGCGUUCCCCACGUGCUGAAUCACACAGAAGAAGCAAGAGUAUAAAUCGUGAGGACGAACGAGGGAGGACGUUGGAUAGGGGAAAGGGGAAGUUGCCAGAGCUGUCCUCACAUGAAAAUGAUAAACAUAAGCAUCAUUCUACUUUGGGAAAAGUAGGAGAACUCUUAGGGCUGGAAGAAGAGCAUAAAGAGGUGGGGGAAGGUUGGAAGGAAUUCAAGAAAGGAACAUAUACCUAUCCCAUCUCAUUUACUAUACCAAACAACUCCCCUCCCACCAUUGAGUGCGAUUACGGAUCUAUGAUCUGGAGACUCAAGGCCGAAGUACAUCGACCUGGUGCGUUCACACCAAAGCUGACUGCACAACGCGAAGUCCUUGUGGUUGCAGCUCCUUGUGAAGACGAUACCGAGGAUUCGGAAAACACCAUCAUCGAACGUCAGUGGGAGUCACAGCUGCAGUAUAUGAUAGCAAUAUCGGGACGCAGAUUUCCCACUGGCGGCACCAUACCCAUGGAUCUCACGAUAAUUCCUUUCACGAAAGCCAAGGUGCAUCGGAUAUCUGUCCACAUCGAUGAACGAAUUGAGUAUCACACAGCAACGAGGCGGCUCGUGCGCUCACAACUUGGACACCGAAUACCUUUGCUUUUGCUCGAAAACGAGGUCAAGGGCGAGAGUCACCCGUUACUCCCUCUCAUCUCCGACGACCCGGAGGCAUUCCGAAAGUCACCUCUUUACCAACUCCUAAGUGCUCAUGACGACGAGAACGAGAUGGCCGUAGCUGUCAUGGGCCCAGGGCCAUGGACAUUCCACAGCGAAAUGCAGCUUCCUCAACACUGCUCCCUCAUUCAUUUCUCCAAUCGAAACAAGAAGAGCAACAUCACUAUCAGCCACACACUCAAGAUUGCCAUUCGCGUCGAACGUGGCGAUGACGAAGCGACCGACCCGCAAACAAAGAAGGCGAAAUUAUUUGACAUUCUCGUCCAAAUGCCUAUACGCAUCUUAUCCUGUCACUGUACCCCAGCGUGGACAUCUCUACCUAGGUACUACGAGGUGCUAGAACGUGACUUUGACAACAAACGUGUAUCCUGUCCAUGCGACCUCAGGGCCGCACACACCUCACACAGCGGUCCGAAUGAUAGCGAACUGCACAUGCCCGUCUCAUUGAACCGCGUAGGCUCGAUCGACUCCACCGUGUCGUCGUCUGCGGAGAAUCACUCGCCGGCGGGGCACAGCGGGACGCUCGUGCAAACACUUGUGGGGCGGAGCACGCAGUAUGAACGGCUAAUGUCGGGAAUGGAGAGUGAGGCGGGCGAAGCGCCUCCGGCGUAUGAGAGUAUUGGUAAUGCAUUUCGGUCUCAAAGGGGGCGUUUCUAUCAUGCUUGA